Chlamydomonas reinhardtii is the source of this 3192-nucleotide messenger RNA. RefSeq lists its product as uncharacterized. The coding region runs from base 118 to 2121 and encodes 667 amino acids. The record is from RefSeq and is a predicted model, not a curated record. The transcript is spliced from 11 exons. Lineage: Eukaryota; Viridiplantae; Chlorophyta; Chlorophyceae; Chlamydomonadales; Chlamydomonadaceae.
ACUUAUGCACGUAGUUUGUAUACGAAACAGUAAGCUUAGGUGUGGGCUAAAGGCUUGAGCUUCAGACCGGGGCAGACGUAGCAUAACGAGGGUACACACAAGUCGCUUAGGUCACAAAUGCUCGCUUCGACCUCGACGAUCGCAUCACAGCUGCAGCAUCUAGUCCCAGUAUCGACAGGGGGCGCUGGGGCGCGUGGACUCGCUGUGCUGUCCUGGGGCCGGAACGUUGAAGGGCAAUGCGGCGUUGAGUCUUCCUUGCUGGUGCUCCGGCCCACGCCGAUUAUCGAGCUCCAUGACGCGCGAGUGGAGUCGCUGCAUGCCGGCAAGCUGCACAGCGGUGCUGUGACGGCCGGGGAGGCGUGGACAUGGGGCGACGGCAAGUGCGGCAAGCUGGGGCACGGCUCUGCUGAGCACACGCACACACCGAGCCGGGUGGAGAGCCUGGUAGGCCGUGUGGCAGUGGCUCGGCUGGCGUUGGGUGACCACCACACGCUCUUUGUGGACUCGAGCGGGGGCCUGUGGGCGUGCGGCGAGAACAAGGAGGGGCAGUGCGGGUUAGGCACGCCGGUGGAGACCAUCGCGGCGCAACACCGCAAGGCCUACUACGAAAGCUUCCGGGCGCUGCGGGACACGAUAGCGGCGGAGCCGCGAGCCAGCCGCGACCAGCGCGGCAAGCAGGUGUUGCAUGCGCUGCUGGGCAGCUCGGGGCAGCAGCACGCGGCGCAACACGCCGGCGCCGGCUGGGGGCAUGGCGGCGGGCAGGGCUGGGGCUCCGGGCGGGGCUCGGCUUGGCAAUCCCUGGCGGCGGCGGGGUCGUCGCAGGGCGGCGGCGCGGGCAACGUGUCGCACGCGGGGGCUCGCGCGGCGCUCAACUUCGGGGGUCUGGACUUUGAGGGCGCCUUCGCCUCGGCGGGUCUGCAGCCGGGGCAGCAAGGCACGCCGCUGCGCAUUGGGCGCGACCAGCACCCGCUCAUGAGCGCAUUGCAGGCCCAGGCAGCGGCGGCGGCAGCGGCGGGUGCGGUGGCAGCCGCCGCUGGCAGCCUGGCGGCGGCGGCCGGCAUGUCUGGCAUGGAGAACAACCUGCGUAUGGUGCUUCCCAGCGGCCUGGAGGGCGAGGCGGUGGUGGAGGUGGCAGCUAGCCGCUACUUCAGCGCGGUGCUGACGGCGGCGGGCGAGGUGUGGUGCUUCGGUGCCGACUACAACGGCAGCCUGGGGAGUGACAACAGCUGGAGCACCAGCGCGCAGAAGGUUUCGGGGCGGCUGGCGGCGGCGCUGGAGGAGGGCGGCGGCGCGGUGCGGGUGGUGGCGGGCGGAACCUUUUGCGCCGCGUUGACGGCGUCUGGGCGCGUCGUUCUGUGGGGGAAGGUGCCGGGUGGCGAGGUGGAGGCGGGUGCGCUGCUGGGCGGCGGCGUGGCCGCGGAUGGCGCCGGCAGCAGCGACGCCGACGGCAGCGUGGGGCGAGUGCUGGGCCUCACAGAGCAGGGCGUCGACGUUGUGCAAGGCGGGCGUGUCAUCGCCGGUGUCGUGCCCAACCUGCCGCCCAUCACCCACAUCGCGGCGGGGCAGCAACACAUCCUGCUGUCGGACGGCGAGCGCGUGUGGCAGAUCGGGCGGGGCUACGACGCGUCGGGCACUGUUGUCUCCACUGCACCCUGGCGACGGCCCGCGCUGGUACUCACACUUCCAGCCGGCGGGUGUGUGCGGCAGCUGACGGCGGGCAUGCACAGCAGCGGCGUGGUGUCGGAUGCCGGCGCCGCCUGGGCCUGGGGCCGCAUCCUGGACCGCCACCACGCCGACAGCGUGGUCCGGAGGCACCCGCACCUGGCCUUUGGUGAGGGCGGGGGCCACGUGGCGCCCUCGGCGGCGACGGGGCACGGCAGCGGCGGCGGCGGUGGCGUGUUUGAUGGGCUGGGUCGGCAUGGGGCGGGUGCGGGGGCGUGGGCGGGAGCGGGAGCGGGAGGAGGCAUGGCGCGGCACUCGGCGCCGCCGCAGCUGCACGAGGACGUGCGGUGGAGCUGGAGCGGCUUUGGCGGUCGCGAGCCGGCGCGGCUAGAUGGGCUGGGGGGACCGGUGCGGGCGCUGGCGCUGGGAGGCUGGCAUGCGCUCGCGCUGGUGGAGUGAGCCUGUGAGGGUGGGGCAUGGCCUGGGUUCGUGGGGCACCAUGCCAGCUCGGAAGAGCAGCAGGCAGGGCUGUUUCAGUACGGCGUGAGCAGCAAGCAAGGCAAGGGGUGAUGAAGCAGCAACAGAAGCAGCUGGAAGAUUCGUGUCAACCAUGCAGGGCGUCGUGAACUUUCAUCACUUACGUCUGUCAUCAUCAAGGUUGUGUGAAAGUGGUGGUCCAGUUCCCCGCGCAUUAGCGAUGGCUUUCGUGUGUACCAUAUAUGCUGCGCGCAUGCAUGCAGCAUGCUGCUUAUGAGCUCAACUAUAAGCUUUCUACAAAUUGCAACGGCGUACGUACAUUCAUGACCGUGAGCAGAUAGUUAGGGGGUUUGGCACGGUUUUGGGGCGUCGUGGCCGAAGCAAUACAACUGACGCAGCGGAGGCAAUGACAUGGUCAAAACGCGAUCGAUCUCGAUGGCUUACCAAUGGGUAUAGGGGCGCACGAUGCCGCCAGUGUGACUGUAUUAGUGGUGUGUUUCGUGUGGUGUGCUGCACAGGCAUGAACCUGCAAUUGUGACCCGGCUGUCACCCGGGUGCAGAAGGCUUGAUGAGGACGGCAGUCUCGUGCUGGGAUGCGAGCCAGGUCCAUUGUGCAUAGGUGUGCAUGAACCUGAACGAGCUCUUACUGAGCCCUCUCGACUACUUGGUGCACGUGGCAGUUCGAUCGCGGUGUACGCACGGGAGAUGGGUGCGAUGAGACAGGGUAAGGGACAGGCUGGCGUGGUCCCGUAAUGUGGGGCGUAGUCCCAGGGCUCAACAUUCAACAGCCACGUUGCGACAUCACGGCACGAGCGCGCGGCUGGAGUUACUGUACCGAGGCGUCGUGGUUGCUGGCAGGCUUGUAGUUUGCUGACGCACAUUCCUCGUGCUCCGGGCGCCCGGCCAGGCGCCGCAGGAGAUGUGAGGGUUGCUUGGGUUCGGUGCCGGUGAAGUUGUGGUGUCGCAGUCUGCUUGUGGAGCUGCGGAGACGCGCAUGUGCUGGCUCUGUGUGGUACUGGGACGAAGCUUACGGAGGCCGGGUCGGGGCGAGUG